Culicoides brevitarsis is the source of this 1809-nucleotide messenger RNA. RefSeq names its product lysosomal acid glucosylceramidase. Lineage: Eukaryota; Metazoa; Arthropoda; Insecta; Diptera; Ceratopogonidae. The transcript is spliced from 6 exons. Gene Ontology annotation, biological process: glucosylceramide catabolic process. Bases 39 to 1718 code for a protein of 559 amino acids. Gene Ontology annotation, molecular function: glucosylceramidase activity. The record is from RefSeq and is a predicted model, not a curated record.
UCAUUCGAUUUGUUUUGAUUUUUUUUUUAAAUUUUUUUAUGAACUUAUGUAAACACUUUCUUCGGCUAGUUGCCGUUUUUGGAGUUGUCGGUGUAAUUUUUACUGUAGCAGCUUCUCCAUGUCAUUUGAGACCCUUCAAAGCCGGUCUGGUUUGUGUCUGCAACUCAACUUACUGUGACACUCUCGAAUUUAACGCGCCUCGCAAAAAUGGGAGCUUCGUACUUGUUUCUACGAGUGAACAAGGCUUGAGAUUCCAGAAAAAAGAAGGAAUUUUCGCCACGGAAACCGUCGUUGUCCAUGAUAUCAAACAAAAACGCAGGCAACGUUCUAGUCCGAAUGUCAUCGACUCUCGAUCGCUGAUAAAAUGGCUCAUGGACCGAUAUACGAGCAAUUCACAACCAACGACAAGAGCAUCCGAUACGGUUACCGUUAAAAUUGAUCACUCGAUAAAGUACCAACGGAUUGUCGGUUUUGGUGGGGCACUAACGGGAUCUGUGGCACAUUUGUUGAAUAACAUGAGCCCAGAAUUAAGAGACAAGGUGUUGGAGUCAUAUUUCUCAAAGGACACGGGAAUCGGUUAUUCGAUGGUCAGAACGAGCAUUGGAGGAUGUGAUUUCGAUUUAAAGCCUUGGGCUUAUAAUGAACUGCCGGAACAUGAUGCAAAAUUAUCCAAUUUCACAGAAUUAGAUGCUAGAGAUUUGCUGAAAGUGAAGAUUUUAGAGAAAAUAAACGAAAUUGCGAAAGAAGAAGUGAAAAUCAUGGCAGCUGCAUGGUCACCACCAAAAUGGAUGAAGACAAAUAAUGAAUGGACAGGAGCAAGUGCUUUAUUCUCGGAGUAUUACGGGACAUGGGCAGAUUAUCACAUCAAAUUUUUGGAGCUCAUGAAACAACAAAAUGUCUCCGUUUGGGCCAUCAGUACAGGAAAUGAACCGAUGAACGGUGCCGUAUUUUGGAUGGUUGUGAAGUUCAUGAGUCUCGGAUGGGCUCCGAAAGAGCAAGGAAUCUGGGUAGCCAAACAUUUGGGCCCAAAAUUAAAAGAAAAAUUUCCAAAUGUUCUGCUUUUUGCGGGAGACGAUCAACGAUACACUUUUCCACGAUGGUUUAACGAUAUGAAAGAAGGUAAUCCAGACUCCAUGAAAUACAUUGACGGCCUCGCCGUUCACUGGUAUUGGGAUAUGUUUAUUCCACCGGGAUCGACUAUCGGCAAAACCAAGAAGUUGUAUCCGGAAAAACUCAUUAUCAACACUGAAUCUUGCCUGGGUGACAAGCCAUGGGAUCAUCAUGGACCGGUUUUGGGCUCUUGGGGACGCGCCAUGGAAUAUAUUACUCCAAUAAUGCAGGAUUUACGGUACAACGUUAAUGGAUGGACUGAUUGGAAUUUGAUUUUGGACGAACAAGGAGGACCAAAUUACGCAAAAAAUUACGUAGAAGCACCAAUGGUCAAAAAUAAUACAAUUGAUGAAAUCUAUAAACAACCAAUUUUCUAUGUUUUGGGACAUUUUUCGCGAUUUAUUGUUCCUGGUUCAGUUCGUGUGCAGAGUACCAGUUCAGACAAAAGUUUGCUGGUAUUAGCAUUUGAGAGACCAGACGGAUUAACGUCAGUAAUUUUAUAUAAUUCUCACAAAUUACCAGUAACAGUCAAAUUGGAAGAUAAUAAGAACCGAAAUCAGGAAUUCUUUUUACCACCACAUUCGAUUCAUAGUUUAUUAUAUGCAUAAUUAGCAUAGAAAAGCAUUAAUUAACAAUAAAUUAAAUAAUUUUGUUACCUUUUUGAUAAAGUCCUAUAAAAAUGAGGAACAUUCAAUGAAU